UCAUUCCUUCGUCCGUUCCAGGUCUCUCUACAGAUCCUCUCCUCACUCUCCACGCAAUCCCUCCUUCCCAUCACAGCCGUCAACCACCGCCUUCACGCCCUCAUCCUCCGUAUCCUCCACUACCGCCUCCUUGCUGCCGCCUCCCUCCCAGAAUAUAAACUCCUCCUCGAAUGCUUCCACCCGAGCUCUAAACUCACCGAGCCGCACGUCUUCUGCACAUACCUCGGCACCGACGGACUAAGUGACCGACAUGACGGGCAGGGCUCACUCUACGAAAGCGUCGACACCGCGCAAAGACUGUCUCGGCUAACGGGGCUAUAUUCACGAUUCCGUCCUGAAGCGCACCCAGACCAAGAUGUCAGUGGAGGAAUGUCGCGACUCGUCUCAUCGCCAGGUACGACGCUUUUGCUGCCGGGGGUGGUGGGGUUUAUGCGGGCUGACACGAAUGGGGAUGAGGAAGAAAGUUCGGGGGCACCAGUGACGAGGGCGGUGAAUUUGGAAGGGUAUGAGGAUUUCUCGCAGCUUUGUGUCGUGGUGAAUCUGGUUCAGGUCAUGCCUGGGACGACGCUACUGCGCAGUGCGCAUACGAUUGAGGACGGAUUUAUUCGUCUGUGGCGGGAGUGGUUGAAGAGGCAGGACGCGCGGUGGAAAGCUGCGGUGCGGGUUACAGAGGAAGAAGGACCGGAGGCGGCGCGGAUGUUACAGGAUGCCGACGAGAUUCUCUGGGUGGAUCGAAACGAAACGGUCGGAUUGAAGAUGCGCGUGCGAGAAAAGAAGUGGAAUUCCGCUUUCCCGGUGUUGAUGCACCGCGACGAGGAGUCCACGGACGCCUACGAGGUUGACUUGGAAGAACUGCAUAUCCGCUCCACACGCCUACUCCUCACCCUGGAACAGUCACAGGAAGAGCAGCAGAGCUACCAGAGCAACGCCAUCAUAUUCGGUGCAUUUCCCACUCACCAAACAAUCUAA
Molecule: messenger RNA, 969 nt
Organism: Penicillium lagena
Lineage: Eukaryota; Fungi; Ascomycota; Eurotiomycetes; Eurotiales; Aspergillaceae
Exons: 2
Source: RefSeq, a predicted model, not a curated record